UCGAAUCCCCACACAGCUCUCUUCGGCGUACAGCGAUCGCGGCAUUUCAUACUCAUCACCUUCACAAUAACCUCGAUUCUACCACAGAGUUCGAAUCUGAUAUCGCUCCUAUACCGAAACCCUACCAUCCACAAUUUUUUUCCAUACACUCCCUAAACCCACCACCAUGUUGACCAACCGACGAUCAAUGAUGGCGCCCUCCAACCCAACCUCCCACCGCGCCUCCACCUUCUCCCACCGCACCACCUUCACGGAACCCAUCCACGAAACCACCACCGCCCCGCAAAGCAAGACACCCUCCAUCCUGACAUCCACCACCCCCACACUCCCAGGCCACAUUAUAAACCGCGUCCUCGGCACCGUCCACGGCAUCACCACCUGCGCGCGCAAAGACACAAAGUCGUUUCUCAAAUCCGUGGGUGUCGGCAACGAAGCGAAGAGCCUGACGCACAUGCUGUAUCAGGCGCGGGACCAGGCGAUUGAGCGGAUGGUGAGGGAUUGCGUGGCGCGGGGUGGGAAUGCGGUUGUGGGGGUUGGGUUUAAUGAGAGUGAGGUGCUUGGGUUUGUGCAGGUGAGCUGUUAUGGGACGGCGGUGUUUGUGGAGAAGGAGGAGGGUGGUUUUGGGUAUAAGUGAGAGGUAUGGAGAAGGUGGUGCAAGGAAGCGAUUUUUUGAAGAGACGCAAGAGUCCAAUGGGG
Messenger RNA from Westerdykella ornata, 696 nucleotides. Its product is annotated as DUF74-domain-containing protein. The coding region runs from base 167 to 634 and encodes 155 amino acids. The record is from RefSeq and is a predicted model, not a curated record. The transcript has a single exon. Lineage: Eukaryota; Fungi; Ascomycota; Dothideomycetes; Pleosporales; Sporormiaceae.